AUGGCGACCCUUGCAGACAUUGGUGUCUCUGCUGUCAUCAACAUACUCACUGCCUUUGCUUUCUUGCUGGCGUUUGCUCUGCUCAGAAUCCAACCCAUCAAUGAUAGGGUCUACUUUCCCAAGUGGUAUAUCAGUGGUGGAAGAAGCAGCCCGAGGAACUCUCGGAAUUUUGUGGGAAAAUUUGUGAACCUCAAUUUCAAGACUUACCUUACCUUCCUGAACUGGAUGCCCCAGGCUCUGAGAAUGAGUGAAGCUGAGAUUAUUAGCCAUGCUGGUCUUGACUCUGCUGUUUUCCUGAGAAUCUAUACUCUGGGCUUAAAGAUUUUUGUUCCAGUGACAAUUGUGGCACUCCUCAUUCUUAUUCCAGUCAAUGUAUCAAGUGCGACAUUAUCUUUCCUAAGAAGAGAAUUGGUAGUGAGUAAUAUUGAUAAACUCUCAAUAUCAAAUGUUCCACCUAAAUCUCUAAGAUUUUUUGUUCACAUAGCAUUGGAAUACCUGUUCACAAUAUGGACUUGUUUUCUGCUUUACAAGGAAUAUGAUAAUAUAGCAUCAAUGAGAUUGCUUUUCUUGGCCUCACAACGCAGGCGUGUGGACCAAUUCACGGUCAUUGUCAGGAAUAUUCCUCAUAUUUCUGGUCACUCAGUAUCACAAACUGUGGAUAGCUUCUUUCAAACAAACCACCCAGAUCAUUAUAUUGGACACCAGGCGGUAUACAAUGCAAACAGAUUUGCUAAAUUCGUGAGAAGAAGAGAUAGACUCCAAAAUUGGUUGGACUAUUACCAGCUUAAGUUUGAGAGGAAUCCUGACAAGAGGCCAACUGUCAAGACUGGACUUUUGGGGCUUUGCGGUGGGAAAGUUGAUGCUAUUGAGUACUACAAACAACUAAUUAAGGAACUUGAUAAAAUGAUGACAUUGGAGCGCCAGAGAAUUAUAACAGAUCCGAAAUCUAUUUUGCCAGUUGCUUUUCUUUCAUUCAAUUCUCGUUGGGGAGCAUCUGUUUGUGCACAAACCCAACAAAGCAAAAAUCCUACUCUCUGGCUGACUGAUUGGGCUCCAGAGCCACGGGAUGUGUAUUGGCGGAACCUGGCAAUUCCAUUUGUUUCUUUAAGCAUCCGAAAACUUAUAAUAUCAUUGUCAGUGUUUACCUUGGUAUUCUGCUACAUGAUUCCCAUUGCUUUUGUGCAAUCCCUUGCAAAUUUGGAGGGUCUUGAAAGAGUUGCUCCUUUCCUCAGACCAGUAAUAGAAUUGAAAUUCAUCAAGUCCUUUCUACAAGGUUUUCUUCCUGGUUUGGCCCUUAAAAUAUUUUUGUAUAUUCUACCCGCGGUUCUGAUGAUCAUGUCAAAAAUUGAGGGAUAUAUUGCCUUGUCAACCCUUGAGCGUAAGACAGCAGCAAAAUAUUAUUACUUUAUGUUGGUGAAUGUUUUCUUGGGAAGCAUAGUGACGGGGACUGCGUUUGAGCAACUGCAUGCUUUCCUUCAUCAGUCACCUACACAGAUUCCUAGAACAAUUGGAGUUUCCAUUCCAAUGAAGGCUACCUUCUUUAUGACAUACAUAAUGGUUGAUGGCUGGGCUGGAAUUGCUGGUGAGAUUCUCAGAUUAAAGCCAUUGGUUAUAUAUCAUCUCAAGAACAUGUUCUUAGUUAAAACUGAGAGAGAUAGAGGAAAGGCCAUGGACCCUGGGAGUGUGGACUUUCCAGAGACUAUUCCAAGUCUUCAACUAUAUUUCCUUCUUGGAAUUGUGUAUGCUGUGGUGACUCCAAUCCUUCUUCCCUUCAUAGUAGUCUUCUUUGCCUUUGCAUAUUUGGUUUACCGUCAUCAGAUAAUUAAUGUCUACAAUCAACAGUAUGAAAGUGCUGCAGCAUUUUGGCCACAUGUUCACAGCCGCAUUAUAGCAAGCUUACUACUAUCUCAGCUUCUUCUGUUGGGUCUGCUUAGCACCAAAAAGGCAGCUAAUUCUACACCUUUGCUUGUUAUCUUACCAAUCUUCACAUUUGCAUUCCACAAGUACUGCCAGAGUCGUUUUGAGCCAGCAUUUAGGAAGUACCCACUUGAGGAAGCAAUGGCAAAGGAUUUAUUGGAGAAAGACACAGAACCAGACCUGAACAUAAAGGCAUAUUUGGCAGAUGCUUACUUGCAUCCAAUAUUCCAGUCAUUUGAGGUAGAAGAGGAGUUGGUUGAAGUUAGAGUAGAUAAACACCAAACUCAUCAUAUAGCUAGUCCUUCAAUAAGUGAACCUAGUUCCCCCUCCCCACCCCAUCAUGUGCAUCAACCUUCACCACCUCAAUAUAGUGAGUAUCCAACGUCACCACCUGGUUAUUACUACCAUUCUUCCACCCCUUCCCAUUAUGUCCAUCAGUAUCAAGGUGAACCUUGAACUAGUGCAUAUCAAUUAACAAGUUGCUUGAGACCCCC
This is a messenger RNA of Gastrolobium bilobum, 2411 nucleotides long. Its product is annotated as CSC1-like protein At1g32090. The coding region runs from base 1 to 2373 and encodes 790 amino acids. Lineage: Eukaryota; Viridiplantae; Streptophyta; Magnoliopsida; Fabales; Fabaceae. Gene Ontology annotation, cellular component: plasma membrane. The transcript has 11 exons. Gene Ontology annotation, molecular function: calcium-activated cation channel activity. The record is from RefSeq and is a predicted model, not a curated record.